UUCAAAUUUGUAGUUUGCCCUCCAGAACUGGAGGUGGCGGUAAUGUGAAGCCAUGUUGUUUAUCGUCGACACCGGAAAUAACGCGACGUACACAACGCUGGGAGAGCUCACACGUGGAAACAGAAGUACGGUUUAGUAAUGAGCUGUUACUUUAUUUAAAAAUAUGCCAAAAAGAGGAAAACCCGUGUCAGAAGAGAAAGCCGCCGAUGAGGCGGAACCGGAGCAGGUCCAGGAACCACCGGCGGAGGGCAGACGGACCCGCAGCGGCCGCACGUUCCGGACUCCAGCACCGGUGCUCGGCUCUGAAGCCCCGGUGAGGACUCCCAGCCGGAGGAGCAGGAGGUCAGUCCUCCAGGAGCUACCGGUAGAGGUGGAGGAAACAAAUACAGAGGAGAAACCUAUGAGUCCGGCCGAGGACAGGUCCAGCAUGCCAGCGGAACCAGAGCCCUGUCCCGGGGCAGAGCAGCCGACACCGGAACCAGCUGAGCCACAGACAGUGACUCCAGCGGCGGAUACAGAAAACAAAUCCACAGUUAACGGCAGCGGAGACGCUCCUCUGUCCAGACCUGUUCCAGCAGAGCCGGUCCCGAAGAAGCCUCACCUAGCUCCCAGUGAGAAGCCCCGCCCGGCCAUUCCUCUGGGAAAACCGAAAUCUGGAAGAGUGUGGAAGGACCGGAGCAAGGCGAGGUUUUCAGCUUUAGUGAGAGACAAACAAUUGUGCUCCUCUUGGGAAAAGAAGAUGGAGGCCAAGCGGGAGAAGGCACUGGUGAAGCAGUAUUCUUUGCAGCUUAAGGAUGAGAAAGCUCGGCAGAAGGAGGAAAAGAGGAAAAGAAGAGAAGAAAACUUAAAACGUCGAGAAGAGAACGAACGCAAAGCUGAGAUUGUUCAAGUGAUCCGGAAUACGUCAAAGAUCAAGAGGAUGAAGAAGAAACAUCUCAGAAAGAUUGAGAAGCGAGACACGCUGGCUCUGCUGCAGAAGUCACAGAAGCAGAGCGGCAAACCCACAAAGAAACAGAAGAACUCUGACCAAGAUUUAACUUAAAGUCCAGAAAUAAAUGUGAUAAAAUUUA
This is a messenger RNA of Pundamilia nyererei, 1070 nucleotides long. RefSeq names its product coiled-coil domain containing 86 (gene ccdc86). Lineage: Eukaryota; Metazoa; Chordata; Actinopteri; Cichliformes; Cichlidae. The transcript is spliced from 4 exons. The record is from RefSeq and is a predicted model, not a curated record. Bases 164 to 1042 code for a protein of 292 amino acids. Gene Ontology annotation, cellular component: nucleolus.